GCCGAAAAAGGCUGCCGCAGUUGUAUGCGGCGACGCAUCCGAUGUGACCUCGGCCGCCCGGCUUGUGCGAAAUGCAUCAAGAAGGGCCUCGUCUGCCCGGGAUACGGGCGACACCUUCGCUGGGCUGAUGGCGUGGCCGUCCGCGGCAAGCUCAAGGGCCAGAGGCUGCCCGUUGCUGGGCCGACAUCUAUCAGCAUCAAGUCCAUGGAAAACACCCCUGCUGCUCAAGGUUUACUACUAAACUAUACCCAGUGGGCGUCUUCACCAGAGAUCAUCGAAUAUUAUGACAAGUAUCUUGCGGGACGCAUGGUCUGGGUCGACUCGGAUGAAAAUGAUUAUCGGCGUCGGAUGCUACCCAUGGCUGCCAACGCUCCAGGUCUUCGGUUUGCCAUUGCCGCCUUUUCUCUCUACCAUGGACCCAUGAAGUUCCCGAGCGAGCUGGCCCGCUAUCACGAAGAGGCACGCGACGCAUGCUUAAAUGUUGUCAGGGAACAGCUGCGGGAAAUGAAUGAUCGACUCAACAGCGGAGCCGAGCUUAAUACCCGCGACGACGUCGCCAACGCGGAAUGGGUCCUGGCCUGCAUUCUCGUCAUCGCCAACUACGAAAUGGCCAAGAAUCACUCCGAGGCGGCUGAAAGUCAUAGGCUUGCAGCGAGAACCAUCGUCAACGUGUUUGGAAAGAACGAAGCGUGUAACAAGGGCCUUUUUGCAUUUCUGAGGAAUCAACUUGCGAUUCACGAGGUUCUCGGCUCGGCAACAUCCUUCGACUUGAAAGACGUUGCAGAAACCGUCUUACCCACAUCCGACUCUGGCGACCGUGUGCUGUUCUCUGAGUAUCUCUCUUUUCUGCACCAGAUUACGCUGGCUUCUCGGCGAUCCAUGGCCGUCAACGAGGCCAUUGAUGUGUCUACAUGGCCCCAGAGCUUCACCAUAUCAGAAGUCCAGUCACGCUUCGAGCAGGCAAGAGGGCAGACGUUGAUGAUAGCAGGAAAGCUGCAAAUGGAACCUCCGGUUGUGCGUCGGGACUUUAUCCGGCUGGUGGACCUAUAUCACCAUGCUGCGAUUGUCUAUGCAUACAGAUGCCUGGGCUAUGCGACGCCUGACAACUUUGACUGGCUGGCUUCCGUCACAAAGCUGUUUGACCAGCUGGACAAGAUUGAAAACCCCUCGCUCUGCAUCCAGAACCUCCCGUGGCCCAUCUUCAUUGCGGGUACUGAGUGCUACGGCGACGUGGAAAGGCAGCAGAAAGUUACUGAAAUUCUCGAUAAAACGAUCAGAACCACUGGCUUCAACCAAUACGAAACCAUCCGGAGCUUCUUCACCGCUUUCUGGAACGGCCCAGAGCCAAACUGGCUACCGGUUGCACAACAACUGCAAGCGAACGGACUGAGGAUUCUUGUUGUUUGA
This is a messenger RNA of Trichoderma citrinoviride, 1407 nucleotides long. RefSeq lists its product as hypothetical. The record is from RefSeq and is a predicted model, not a curated record. Gene Ontology annotation, cellular component: nucleus. Gene Ontology annotation, molecular function: transcription cis-regulatory region binding; zinc ion binding; DNA-binding transcription factor activity, RNA polymerase II-specific. The transcript is spliced from 2 exons. The coding region runs from base 25 to 1407 and encodes 460 amino acids. Gene Ontology annotation, biological process: positive regulation of transcription by RNA polymerase II. NCBI's taxonomy places the organism in Eukaryota, Fungi, Ascomycota, Sordariomycetes, Hypocreales, Hypocreaceae.